GUUGUCAUUUAGCAGUUGACAGGUGCCCGUAGACGUUAUUCAUCAGGGGCUAGAUCAAUAAUAUUGGCGUGCAAUGAAGCUACAAAACUUCAUCAUUUUGAUCAUUGCGCAAUUAGUCAUGGGUUUUAAUGACAAUUUUACUGAGAAGGAACUAUGGAUCGAGCAGAAAUUGGAUCAUUUCGAUGAGAACGAGACGCGCACAUGGCAAAUGCGUUAUUCGGAAAGUGAUACUUUUUAUAAGCCUGGUGGUCCCAUCCUUAUCAAUGUGAAUGGUGAAUGGCCUUUAGCAGUAAAAAGCGAAUUGUGUGGCAUGUUCUACGAAUUGGUUGAAAAGUUCAAUGCCUAUGCGUUUCAAACCGAACAUCGUUACUACGGCAAAAGUCAUCCAGUACAAAAUUUAACCACUGAAAACCUGCAAUAUUUGACGAUGAAGCAAGCCCUAGCUGAUCUGGCCCAUUUCGUUAGGCACCAAAAAUCCUCUGUUCCUGGACUAGCCAACUCUAAGGUCAUCAUUCUCGGCUGCUCGUACGCAGGAAGCAUAGUAACCUAUUUUCGGAAGGAUUAUCCUGAAUUAAUUGACGGCGGUUGGUCAUCUUGCGCGGGGCUCUACUACAGAUUGGACUAUUCCGAUGCCUUAGUAAGCGUUGGUAAAUCAAUUCGCAAGAUCGGUGGAGAUGUAUGUUACGAUCAAGUUAACCAUUUCACCAAAGCUUACCUCAAACAUAAGAAAGCAAACGAUGAAACUUAUACAUUGCUUCAGCAACUUAACUUAACUGUCGAAUAUAACAACAUGGAUGAGACAAUAGCAACUCAUGUGCAGCAUCGCAACAUAUCCAUGUUCCAAAAAAUAUGCAGCAAUAUAACUGCGGUUGAUAGCAAUGACAUUGUCGAAUUCGGUUUAGUCUUACAGCAUCUCAGGUCAAAAAUACCAGAAGUGGGUAACAAGGAUGACAUUGAAUUUUCGGAGGACCAUUCAACCCGUCAAUAUUUUUAUCAAACUUGCAAUGAGUUCGGUAACUUCCAAAGCACAAGCUCCCAACAUCAACCUUUCGGUAACAGAAAGCCUUUUUCCUCCUUAAUUGCCCAGUGUAAAAAGGAGUUUGGUCCUAAAUUCACCAUUGACUAUAUAAAUAAAAAAGUUGAUGAAAUCAACGCACUAUAUGGAGGUACUCAGCCCAAUGUUGAUCACAUUUAUUUCACAAAAGCCGAAGAUGAUCCCUGGAGAUGGGCUGGCAUAGUUGACGAAUGCGCGACUGUUAUACCAGGCAUUGCUCACUGCCAUGAUUUGCGAGCUCGCAGUCCUAAUGAUCCUCCCGCUCUUGCAGCUGCCAAGCAAAAAGGCUUCGAGCUAAUUGAGAGCUGGAUAAAUGGCGGGGGUACCACUCGCGAAACACUAACAAAAUGUUAAUUUUUAUAUUGUGCAAUUGACCAAAAAAGAGGAUUUUUAAAAUAAAAAUCACAUGUAGAAUGUCAAAUGCUGAACCUGA
Messenger RNA from Drosophila virilis, 1487 nucleotides. RefSeq names its product putative serine protease K12H4.7. The record is from RefSeq and is a predicted model, not a curated record. Lineage: Eukaryota; Metazoa; Arthropoda; Insecta; Diptera; Drosophilidae. Gene Ontology annotation, biological process: proteolysis. Gene Ontology annotation, molecular function: serine-type exopeptidase activity; dipeptidyl-peptidase activity.